Molecule: messenger RNA, 732 nt
Organism: Lemur catta (Ring-tailed lemur)
Lineage: Eukaryota; Metazoa; Chordata; Mammalia; Primates; Lemuridae
Gene: LHFPL1
Product: LHFPL tetraspan subfamily member 1
Exons: 3
Coding region: 1-732 (243 amino acids)
Cellular component (GO): membrane
Source: RefSeq, a predicted model, not a curated record
AUGGUAACUUUCUGUAUUUGGUGCUGUGAUCCAACUCAUCUCCCCAUCCCUGCAGAGAAACCUGAGACCAUGAGGAGCAGCCUGACCCUGGUGGGAACCCUCUGGGCCUUCCUGUCUCUUGUUACUGCUGUGGCCAGUUCUACCAGUUACUUCCUGCCUUACUGGCUCUUUGGAUCUCAGCUGGGGAAGCCAGUGUCAUUCAGCACAUUCCGGAGGUGCAACUACCCUGUGCGGGGAGAGGGACACAGUCUGAUCAUGGUGGAAGAGUGUGGGCGCUAUGCCAGCUUCAGUGCCAUCCCAAGCCUGGCCUGGCAAAUGUGCACAGUGGUGACAGGUGCCGGCUGUGCUCUGCUGCUCCUGGUGGCACUGGCUGCUGUCCUGGGUUGCUGCAUGGAGGAGCUCAUCUCCAGAAUGAUGGGACGUUGCAUGGGAGCAGCGCAGUUCGUGGGAGGACUGCUGAUAAGCUCAGGCUGUGCCUUAUACCCCUUAGGAUGGAAUAGCCCGGAGAUAAUGCAAACAUGUGGGAAUGUCUCCAAUCAAUUUCAGUUAGGUACCUGUCGGCUUGGCUGGGCCUAUUACUGUGCUGGAGGUGGGGCAGCUGCUGCCAUGUUGAUCUGCACUUGGCUGUCUUGUUUUGCUGGAAGAAACCCCAAGCCUGUCAUGUUGGCGGAGAGCAUCAUGAGGAACACCAAUUCUUAUGCCAUGGAGCUUGACCACUGCCUCAAACCUUGA